UCUAUGCUGUAUUCGGCUGAUGCUUGUUACCGGGUGCAUUUGUUGACCUGUGACUCUACGCAGUAGACGUCAAAGGUCGGUAAGGAGUAGCGAUCCAUUUCAAUUGGAUUGCUGUUCCUUAUACGGCAACAGUCUUGUCAACGAUAAUUAAACGGGACCCCAAUACAGCCAUUGACUACCUAUUCAUCUUUGAGACUGACUGUUCACCUAAACAUAUCGACGCUUCACCCACGGCCCAAUUUAUAAAUCUAGUUUCCACCAUAGAAACACACCAACAUAUCUAUUUUACUUUUCCUUUAUCAUUCCAGGCUACACGUUUUCUUUUCUGGCCUAGUAAAUCCUAGAAUCUGAUGGCAGUAAAUCUACUGCUCCCCCUUAUUUCCAUUACUCUGUUCGUAGUCGCGUUGGCUCAGCCCAUUUAGAAAAAAUAUAUUCCCAUUGGCUCAUCACUUACUGCAAAUUCCAAAAAUUCUAAAUGGAUUUCAUCUAAUGGAGAUUUUGCAUUUGGAUUUUAUGCCGUCACUCCUGCUGUCUAUCUAGUAGGCGUCUGGUUUGAUAGCAUAUCUAAUAAAACUCUGGUGUGGACGGCCAAACCGGGCGACAGAGGCAUUACAGUUGAAGAGGGGUCUACUCUGCAGCUUUCUGCCACAGGGCUUCAGCUCUUGGAUUCCUCAAGGAAGCCGCUAUGGGACGCAAGUCCCGCUGAAAAUGUAAAUGUAUCUAUGGCUGCAUUACUGGACAGCGGCAAUUUCGUGUUGAUAAAUCCCACAGAGGGCAACGUCUGGCAGAGCUUUGAUUUUCUUACAGAUACCCUCUUGCCAGGUCAGAUGCUCAAGUGGAAGUCUGUCAUGUAUUCUAAAGCUUCUGCUACAAACUACUCAUCGGGUCGGUUCGAAUUGGUCUUACAAGAGGACGGUAAUUUGGUCCUUUAUCCAGUGGAGCGCGUUGGCGAGGAGCAGGGCGCUUACUGGUCUAGCGGGACCUAUAAGUAUUCUGAUAAUCCCAUCAACUUGAUUUUUGAUGAGAGUGGAGAGUUGUAUUUGAAAAACGACACCAGAAUUGAAAACAUCACUGAUGGCGAGACGGAAGGGGGCAGAUUUCUCCGUAGAGUGACGCUCAAUAGUGACGGCAUUCUGGGGAUGUAUAUUUGGAACGCAGACGGAGAUACUUCUUGGUAUCCUCUAUGGCAAUCUGUUACAGAUCCAUGCUCGGAGGUGAAAGGUCAGUGUGGACGCAAUGGCAUCUGUCAAAUAAGUAGCCUGAACCAGCCUCUUUGCGUUUGUCCUCCGGGCUUCCAUUUUACUGACAAAGAGGACCACUUCAGGGGAUGUUCGCCCAACUCGCCUCCAGGACAGAGCUGCUCUGCAAGCGCUGUCAUGUAUAAGCUAGACAAGACGGAUUGGACGACAGAGGGCAACCAUUUAACCGACUUAAGUAACGACUACAUGGUGCUGGAUAAUACUACCGAGACCGAAUGCAAGAAGGCCUGCAUGGAUGACUGUAUGUGCACCGUAGUCACCUUUGAAGAUCGCUUGUGUCACAAGAAACGCUUGCCUCUAAUAGACGGCUAUCAAGAACUAUCUGUUAGCGCUAUUACUUUCGUGAAAGUUAAGGAAGAGGACAGCUCUCCUCCCAUUUCUAAUCAAGCGCCUCUUCCUCGCCUGCCAAACGAGGUUAGCAAGAAGGGCAAGGUGGACCAGCGUCUGGUGAUCGGGAUAAGCCUCAUGGGCUGUUCCUCAGCGCUUGUGGCAGCAUCCAUACUAAUUAUUUGGUUGUGCUGGUGUGGUCGUGUAAAACUUGCGGAUGCGGAUGAGGAGGGUUUAGCAGCGUUUUCUUAUAAGGAUAUAGAAUUCGCUACAGGAGGAUUCAGAGAAGAGAUAGGAAGCGGCGCCUUUGGACGAGUUUAUAAAGGCACCCUGACUGACAGCAGUGCAAUUGCCGUGAAGACUCUUGAUAAACUGCUUCCCGAUGGCCUGGCGGAUAAGCAGUUUAGGACAGAGAUGAGCGUGAUAGGCAUGAGUCAUCACAAGAAUCUUGUUCAGAUUUAUGGCUUUUGCGACCAAGACGCGCACAAGCUUCUGGUCUAUGAAUACGUCACAAAUGGGUCGCUCGAUAGGGCUUUAUUUGUAGACAGAGGUUUCCUCAGUUGGAGGACGCGCGUUCAAAUCGCCACGGGAACAGCACGGGGCAUCCUCUAUCUGCACGAAGAAUGCACAGAGCAGGUUGUCCACUGUGAUAUAAAGCCUCAAAACAUCUUGCUCGACGACAACUACAAUCCCAAGAUUUCAGAUUUUGGCUUGGCAAAAUUGAUGAAGGCGGAGCAGACUCGAACAUUUACAGGAGCUCGGGGUACAAAGGGCUACGUAGCGCCCGAGUGGCACAAAAACAUAGCAAUCACUGUCAAAGUGGAUGUCUACAGCUUUGGGGUGAUGUUAUUGGAAAUCAUUUGUUGCAGGAAAACCAUCAACUUAGACGCCCCAGAAAACGAAAUGUUUCUAUCUCAGUGGGUUUACGAGUGCCUCAAACAUAACUCACUUGACAAAUUAGUGGAGAAGCAGCGAUCAGAAGGCAUCGUAAUUGAUUCCACUCAGCUAGAAAGAAUGGUGUUGGUGGGUCUGUGGUCUAUUCAAGAAAACCCAUCCUUAAGACCAUCAAUGAAAAAGGUUGUUCAGAUGUUGGAAGGAACAGUGGAGAUUGCGCUACCCCCUUCUCCAGACUCUUUUAUCAGUUUACUGUGAUUACUAGUAACUAUUUGCCCACAAAUAUCGCAGCCCCUCUCCUUUCUUCACAAAGUUAUCAUAAGUGCCUAUCUACUGCGAACCUCUGAUUAGUUUACUAGUAUUUCUCUGUGAUUUUGUCGUUCCUCGUGUAGGAACAUUGCAUUUGCUUUGUUAUUUUUCUAGAUCUUCUAAACUGUUAUAAUUGAAUGUUAGUUUUGUUUGGACUCUU
Messenger RNA from Cryptomeria japonica (Japanese cedar), 2949 nucleotides. RefSeq names its product G-type lectin S-receptor-like serine/threonine-protein kinase LECRK3. NCBI's taxonomy places the organism in Eukaryota, Viridiplantae, Streptophyta, Pinopsida, Cupressales, Cupressaceae. Gene Ontology annotation, molecular function: ATP binding; protein kinase activity. Gene Ontology annotation, biological process: recognition of pollen; protein phosphorylation. The record is from RefSeq and is a predicted model, not a curated record. The transcript has a single exon. The coding region runs from base 723 to 2738 and encodes 671 amino acids.